Molecule: messenger RNA, 1812 nt
Organism: Pyricularia grisea
Lineage: Eukaryota; Fungi; Ascomycota; Sordariomycetes; Magnaporthales; Pyriculariaceae
Exons: 2
Coding region: 1-1812 (603 amino acids)
Biological process (GO): transmembrane transport
Molecular function (GO): transmembrane transporter activity
Source: RefSeq, a predicted model, not a curated record
AUGUCGGAAAAUAUAGUUUCACCGACGACUCUGCGUCCGGACGAGCGGACACCGUUGCUGCAAAGCUCCAACGACCGUGCACAACACUCCUCACCAGACGACAACGGCUUCCCAUCAUCUUCAACAUCACCAACCGUUUCACAAACCCUGAGGAUGUCUACCGAGCAGAAGACACUCUUCAAUGCCGCGGCAUCACCCCACGACUCUUCAAAAAGAGCGGCGGCGGGGGUUGACGUUGAUCGCUUUGACGGCACCACCAAGCUCGUGAGAGCAGAUGGCGGGAUUUUGCUGAUCCCCAAUCCCACUCAGGAUCCCAGAGACUCUUCAUCCGGCCUCACCCUCGUCACGGCUCUCGGUGCGCUCAUCGUCUACAUCAAGCCCGAGUAUGAGCAAGCCGGGGUGACGGAUGAGCAGAUCUCGAGUCUGCUCACGUACCCUAACCUCCUCCUCGGCAUCGGCAACCUGGUGUCGAUGCCGCUGGCCGUCGCCAUCGGCCGCCGCCCCGUGCUCCUGGUCUCGACCAUCGGCGUCGUCGUCGGCGCCGUGCUCUGCGCCACCAACACCUCCUUCGCCGGCCACCUCGCCGCCCGCUGCAUCGCCAGCCUCAGCGCCGCCCAGUGCGAGGCCUUGGUCCUGCUCAUGGUCCAGGACAUAUAUUUUCUGCACCAGCGCUCCCGCGUGCUCCAGUGGCUGUCGUCGUGUCAGGUCGUCUUCAACAGCUCCCUCGUCAUCAGCUGCUCCUACAUUGCCAACUCGGCCGGCUGGCGCGCCUACUACUGGAUGUUUGUGGGUCUGGCCGCCCUGGCCUCCAUCUUGACCUUCUUCUUCGUGCCCGAGACCUCGUACGAGCGCCCGAUCCAGUCCUUCAUCGGCCUCGACGGCUCCGCCCUGUCCUCGCAGAUCGACCUCCCGUCCAUGGUCGAGGCCGACGCCCCUAGGACCAUCGACUCGACUGCUGCUACCGCCGACGACGAGGAGACACAGCCGCGGUCCGCCGCGGGCGGCAAAUUUGCCUAUCUCACGUCCAAGGACCGCCGCACCGUCGACCUGGAGCGCUACCCUCCCCGUACGCUCUCGUCCGACAUGCGCAUCUUUGUGACCAGGCCCAACUGGGCAUCCAUGGUGCGGACGGUGCGCGAGAUCGUCUCGGUGUUUUGGUUCCCCAACGUGCUGUGGGUGGCCAUGUUCAACGGCCUGUUCCUCGCGGCCGACAUUUCGAUCCAGAUCACGUACGGCACCGUGCUGGUGUCGCCGCCCUACAACUGGGCCGAGACGUCCGUGUCGCUCAUCCAGCUGGGCCAGAUCGUCGUGGCGCUCAUCUGCGUGCCCAUCGUCGGGCAGGCGGGCGACUGGGCCAUCCGGUCCUUUGCCAGGAAGCGGGGCGGCAUCCACGAGCCCGAGUUCCGCCUGCUGCCGUUCGUGCCGCCCGUGAUCCUGGGCAUCCUGCUGACGGGCAUGUACGGCUUCGUCAUCACCAACCCGGAGCGGUACCACUGGAUGGCCAUCGCCUUCACCGUCGACGCCUACCUGUACAUCCUGCUGGCCGCCAGCACCAUCGGGACCACGUACCUGAUCGACUCGUACCCGAAGCGCGCCGGUGCCAUCCUCGUCGUCAUCCCCGUCACCAGAGGUCUGGUCAGCUUCGGCAUAAGCAACGGCACCGUCGGUUACAUUGCCAACAUUGGCGCCGCCAACCUGUUUGGUGUUUAUGCCGGUGUCAUUGCCCUCUUUGGUCUCAUGGGCUGCGUCUUGUUCUGGGCGGGCAAGUCCGUGAGGAGGUUCUGUGCCCCUUGGGCUGCUGAUUAUGAAUGA